Messenger RNA from Prinia subflava (tawny-flanked prinia), 1404 nucleotides. RefSeq names its product surfeit locus protein 1. Bases 58 to 1014 code for a protein of 318 amino acids. NCBI's taxonomy places the organism in Eukaryota, Metazoa, Chordata, Aves, Passeriformes, Cisticolidae. The transcript has 9 exons. Gene Ontology annotation, biological process: mitochondrial respiratory chain complex IV assembly. Gene Ontology annotation, cellular component: membrane; mitochondrion. The record is from RefSeq and is a predicted model, not a curated record.
GGCCCGGGCGCGUUUCCCGUUCCGGGCCGGGCAGGGCGGGGCCGCGCCGGGGCUGCCAUGGCCGCGCUGGUGCUGCGGGCCGGGCCCCGGCUGCUGAGGGAGCGGCGGGGCCGGGGCGGGCUCGGGGCGGCGGGGCCGGGACGGGCAUCACAGUGCUUGAUCAGAAGAACAUUUUUUGGAUAUCCCCUAACUAAAGGAGGUUCUGGUCUGGUUCAAAAAACGAAAGAUGUUUGUUUGAGGUUCUGCAGACCACAACGUUCUGCAGCAGCUGCUGACACAUCUGGAGAGGACACCUUGCUGAAAUGGGGCCUUCUCCUCGUCCCUCUGACCACGUUUGGUCUUGGCACAUGGCAGGUUCAGCGGCGCAAGUGGAAAUUAGAUUUGAUUGCCCAGCUGGCAUCGAGAAUCACAGCAGAUCCCAUCCCUCUGACAUUAGACCCCAUGGAGCUGAAGGAGUUGGAGUACAGACCUGUGAGGGUCCGAGGGCGCUUUGACCACUCCAAGGAGCUCUACCUCCUGCCCCGCUCCCUGCUGGAGCCCGAGCGGGAGGCGCGGGAGGCCGGGAGGAUCACAUCCCACCCCGAGAACGGAGCCAACGUCGUCACCCCCUUCCACUGCACCGAGCUCGGGGUCACGAUUUUAGUCAACCGAGGAUUUGUGCCCAAGAAGAAAUUGAAACCAGAGACCAGGCUGAAGGGACAGAUUGAAGAUGAGAUUGAUCUCACAGGAGUGGUGAGGUUAACAGAGAAAAGGAAACCCUUUGUGCCUGAAAAUAACAUUGAGAAAAACCGCUGGCACUACCGGGACCUGGAGGCCAUGGCCAGGGUGACCGGUGCUGAGCCCAUCUUCAUCGAUGCAGACUUCAGAAGCACCGUCCCGGGGGGCCCCAUCGGGGGCCAGACCAGGGUGAGCCUGCGCAACGAGCACAUGCAGUACAUCGUCACCUGGUACGGCUUGUGUGCUGCAACUUCCUUCAUGUGGUACAAGAAAUUUAUACAGAAGCUGCCUCGGUGAGGGGAAGGAAGGAAGUCUUUGUGCUACAGUCAAGAGCAGACUUCUAAGGAGAACAGGAGCCUGAUCAGUCCUAAGUAACUAAUGCACCUGGAAUUCCAGAGCAGUUUCAGGAAACCUGUUAUAAAGCUGCAAACAGACUUUAAGCAAUUGCUGCAAACUGAGCUCCUACCCAUGAUUUGGCUGCAGCUUGGGAGCACUGAACUUUAAUAGUAAUCACAAGAAUACAUUUUUCUGUGGUUGCUGGUUGUAAGCUACAUUUUAACACCUCCACUGUAUUUUCCUUAGGACAAUUCCAGAGGAUUUUGUCAAUCGAACCAUUUGCAGCAAACAGUCCUUCCUGAAGUCAGGAAUGGCUCACAGCAGUUGCAGCAGAAUAAAUACAGGCCUAGA